Haplochromis burtoni (Burton's mouthbrooder) is the source of this 948-nucleotide messenger RNA. RefSeq names its product GTPase IMAP family member 9-like. Gene Ontology annotation, molecular function: GTP binding. The transcript has 3 exons. The coding region runs from base 91 to 948 and encodes 285 amino acids. Lineage: Eukaryota; Metazoa; Chordata; Actinopteri; Cichliformes; Cichlidae. The record is from RefSeq and is a predicted model, not a curated record.
CAAUUACAAAAUAUUCAAGCUUGCGCUUUGGUGCUACUCCAACUUGUGACACAAGUAGGUUAAAAAGAAAUACUAAAGAUUCAGUUUUCCAUGUCUUCUCUUGCGUUCACAGAUAAUAUGAAACCACUGACACGCAGUUCCAGUUAUGAAUUCCUGACAGAUUUCAUGUCCGAGCUGAGGGUGGUUCUGCUAGGGAACAGCUGGUCAGAGAUGAGAGCAGUGGGGAACAUGAUACUGAGACAGGAGAAGUUCUGUACUGAAAGAGCAGCAGACUGCUGUGUGGAAUUCAGUACACCCUUUGAGCAAAAACAAAUAGUUGUCAUUAACACACCAGACCUGCUGCUCACCAAAAUCUCUCAGGACAAACUGAAGGAACAUGUAGAAACCUGUGUGAGGCUCUCUGCUCCUGGACCUCAUGUGUUCCUGCUGGUUCUACAACCUGAAAACUUCACUGAGGAGCAAAAACAGAGACUCUGCAGAGUCCUUCAACUGUUCAGUGAUCGAUCAUUUGACCAUUCACUAAUUUUCAUGUCAACAUCCAGAGAGGAGAGCUCAUUUGAAAACUGUGUGACUCAUCCACCGCUAAAAGAAAUGAUCAGAAUGUGCAGAUACAGAUACCUGUGGCAGAAGAGCUUUGAACAUUCAGAGCUGUUAACACGUUUGGUUCAAACAGCAAAGGAGAUAAAUGAAGAUCGUCUGAGCUGUGAUGUAUUUGAGGAUGAGGAUGGCGGAUUAUUCAUGAGACCAAAGUGUGUUUUAAACCUGGUUCUGUGUGGGAGGAGAGGAGCAGGGAAGACGUCAGCAGCCAAGGCCAUUUUAGGUCAGACUGAGCUUCAUUCAGCCUCCAACUCAUCAGAGUGUGUUAAACAUCAGGGAGAGGUGUGUGGACGUUGGGUUUCCCUGGUGGAGCUGCCUGCCUUGUAUGGAAAACCUCAGGAGGCAAGUUAG